Messenger RNA from Miscanthus lutarioriparius, 474 nucleotides. The record is from the annotation of a GenBank genome assembly. Lineage: Eukaryota; Viridiplantae; Streptophyta; Magnoliopsida; Poales; Poaceae.
AUGGGCUUCAUCUCGUUCGUCGGCCGGGUGCUCUUCGCCUCCCUCUUCCUCCUCUCCGCCUACCAAGAGUUCAUUGAAUUUGGAAAUGACGGUGGACCUGCAGCGAAGACCUUGAAGCCAAAGUUCAAUCUCUUCGUCAAGCUAGUGUCCAAGAAUACCGGAUUGGGGGUGCCGCAUAUUGAUAUAAAAACUGUCAUUGCUGCUGCCAUGUUUCUUAAAGGCUUUGGUGGUCUUCUGUUCAUAUUCAGUAGCUCAUUUGGAGCAUUCCUCCUGCUCAUUUACUUGGCGUUUAUAACCCCUAUCAUGUAUGACUUCUACAACUAUGAAAUGGAGUCAGCGCAGUUUGUCCAGCUUUUUUUCAAGUUCACUCAGAACUUGGCGUUUAUCGGUGCCCUGCUUUUCUUCCUGGGGAUGAAGAACUCGAUUCCAAGAAGGCGCUCCAAGGGAAGGACAACAAAAACCAAGACAAACUGA